UGGGUGCCGCCGGGCAUGUCCGCCCCGGCGCAGCCCGCCGCUCCCGGCUCCUUCCAGAGCCCCCGGAGGCUCCCGAAGCGCAAGAGCCGCUUCAAGCGCUCGGACGGCAGCACCUCGUCCGACACCACCUCCAGCAUCCUCCGCAGGCAGGGCUCGGCAGACUCCUACACCAGCCGCCCGUCCCUGGACUCCGACGUGUCCCUGGACGAGGACCGCGAGGGCGCCCGGCGCGAGGUGGAGAGCCAGGCCCAGCAGCAGCUCGAGAGGGCCAAGCACAAGCCGGUCGCCUUCGCCGUGCGCACCAAUGUCAGCUACUGCGGGGCGCUGGACGAGGAGUGCCCGGUGCAGGGAGCCGCCAUCAACUUCGAAGCCAAAGAUUUCCUGCACAUCAAGGAGAAAUACAGCAAUGACUGGUGGAUUGGGCGCCUAGUGAAGGAGGGGGGGGACAUCGCCUUCAUCCCCAGCCCCCAGCGCCUGGAAGCCAUGAGGCUCAAGCAGGAGCAGAAAGCCAGGAGAGCUGGCAACGCCUCGGGCCUCGGCGACAGCGGGAACCGGCGAUCGCCUCCCCCCUCCUUAGCCAAGCAGAAGCAGAAGCAGACACAGCACAUCCCGCCCUACGACGUGGUCCCCUCCAUGCGGCCCGUGGUGCUGGUGGGGCCCUCGCUGAAAGGAUAUGAGGUCACCGACAUGAUGCAGAAAGCCCUCUUCGACUUCCUCAAGCACAGAUUUGACGGCAGGAUCUCCAUCACCCACAUCACAGCUGACCUCUCCCUGGCCAAGCGCUCCAUCCUCAACAACCUGGGCAAGCAGGCUAUUCUGGAGCGUUCCACCACCCGCUCCAGCAUCGCUGAGGUGCAGAGCGAGAUCGAGCGCAUCUUCGAGCUGGCCAAGUCCCUGCAGCUGGUGGUGCUGGAUGCCGACACCAUCAACCACCCGGCCCAGCUGGCCAAGACCUCGCUGGCACCCAUCAUCGUCUACGUCAAGGUGUCAUCCCCCAAGGUCCUGCAGCGGCUCAUCAAGUCCCGUGGCAAGUCCCAGGUGAAGCACCUCAACGUGCAGAUGAUGGCAGCCGACAAGCUGGUGCAGUGUCCCCCGGAGCUCUUCGACGUGAUCCUGGACGAGAACCAGCUGGAGGACGCCUGCGAGCACCUGGCCGAGUACCUGGAGGUGUACUGGCGCGCCACGCACCACCCACCGCACGCUCCCCACGCCGUGCCCUCGCCCACCGGCCUCCCGGGCCUGCAGAGCCAGCAGCUGCUGGGGGAGCGGGGGGAGCACUCGCCGCUGGAGCAUGACAGCCUGAUGCCAUCGGACGAGGCGGGGAGCGCCCGGGGGCAGCUGCCAUAA
Messenger RNA from Gavia stellata (red-throated loon), 1347 nucleotides. RefSeq names its product calcium voltage-gated channel auxiliary subunit beta 3 (gene CACNB3). Gene Ontology annotation, molecular function: high voltage-gated calcium channel activity; protein binding. Lineage: Eukaryota; Metazoa; Chordata; Aves; Gaviiformes; Gaviidae. Gene Ontology annotation, cellular component: voltage-gated calcium channel complex. The record is from RefSeq and is a predicted model, not a curated record. Gene Ontology annotation, biological process: neuromuscular junction development; calcium ion transmembrane transport; regulation of voltage-gated calcium channel activity.